This is a messenger RNA of Ostreobium quekettii, 1880 nucleotides long. NCBI's taxonomy places the organism in Eukaryota, Viridiplantae, Chlorophyta, Ulvophyceae, Bryopsidales, Ostreobiaceae. The record is from the annotation of a GenBank genome assembly.
GUGUGCGCCCAGUUCCCUUGGAGUUUGAUAUCCAUGGGUUCGAGAUCUCGAAUUUCGAGGCCAGAAUGCAAGCAAUGUCCAGGCCGUGCUAUUCAAAUAUCAUCAUGUAUGGUGGUGAGGACAAGCCAGCAAUUGUUUAUGUGCCAACAAGGAAGCACGCGCGACUGACAACACUUGACCUGCUGAUGUAUGCUGCAGCUGACGGGCAGCCAUCUCAGUUCCUCCAGUGCAAGGAGGAUGAUCUGGCACCAUACUUGUCAGGGGUGCGUGAGGCUGCUCUCAAGCACUCCCUAUCAUAUGGCGUAGGCUUUUUGCAUGAAAGCAUGAGCCAGGUGGAGAAGGACACAGUGCUUCAUUUGUUUGCCAUUGGUGCCACGCGAGUUUUGGUUGCAACAGCAUCUCUUUGCUGGUCCAUACAUGUCAACUGCCACUUGGUGGUGAUCAUGGGAACCCAGCAUUUUGAUGGAACUGGCACAGGUGGCACGGACUACCCUGUGACUGAUUUGCUGCAAAUGAUGGGAAGAGCCAGUCGGCCAUUGAAAGACCAAUCUGGAAGGUGUGUGCUUAUGUGCCAUGGUCCUCGCAAGGAGUACUACAAGAAAUUCCUGUUUGAGCCUUUCCCUGUGGAAAGCCAUCUGGACAUAUUCCUUCAUGACCACUUUGUGGCAGAGAUUGUGACGCGGACAAUUGAGAACAAGCAAGACGCCGUGGAUUACCUGACGUGGACCUUCUUCUACCGCCGGCUUGCUCAGAACCCGAACUACUACCACCUACAGGGUGUCAGCCACAGACAUCUCUCCGAUCAUCUUUCAGAUCUGGUUGAAAAUACGCUCAGCGAGCUGGAACAGUCCCGAGUGAUCAGCAUUGAGGAUGGGAUGGACCUGUCAGCUCUCAAUUUGGGCAUGAUUGCCUCGUAUUACUACAUCAAGUACACAACUAUUGAGCUCUUCAGCUCAUCGCUGACGGCAAAGACCAAGCUCAAGGGGCUGUUGGAGAUUCUCUCUGCUGCUUCUGAGUAUGAUGAUCUUCCAUUAAGGCCUGGUGAGGACGAUGCUGUGAGGAAGCUCCUCAUGCAUGCACCGGUUGCUGUGGACAGGCCCAAAUACACAGAUCCACAUGUGAAGGCGAACGCCCUCCUCCAGGCACAUUUCUCACGAACGCACGUGAGUGCUGAUUUGGCGCUGGACCAACGUGGUAUCCUUGUGAGUGCUAUGGGGUUGAUCCAGUCCAUGGUAGAUGUGAUUGGCAGCAAUAGUUGGCUGUCCCCCGCCUUGGUCGCGAUGGAGAUGAGCCAGAUGGUCACCCAGGGGCUGUGGGAACGCGAUCCUGUCCUCAUGCAGGUUCCUCACUGUUCAAGGGAUGUGUGCAAGAGGUGCAGUGAGCAGGGCGUGGAGAGUGUUUUCGAACUCAUUGAAAUGGCUGACAAAGACAGGAGGGACUUGCUGGCGAUGUCCGAUGCGCAGCUGCACGAUGUGACGUUGUUUUGCAAUCGCUACCCAGAUAUACAGCUCAAUUACCAAUUGGUGAAUACACAACCUGUAGCAGCGGGAGACCAGGUCACGAUUAGGGUGAAUCUGGAGCGAGAGCAGGAUGGCGAAGUCGGGUCUGUGGAUGCACCAAGAUAUCCAAAGCGGAAGGACGAGGCAUGGUGGUUGGCUAUUGGUGAUGCGAAAGCCAACCAGCUCCUGGCUAUCAAGCGUGUGAACCUGCAGCGAAAGGCAAAUGUGAGGCUGGAUUUCGCGGCACCAGGGGAACCAGGCGCAUACAAUCUCACUUUGUACUUCAUGUGCGACAGUUACAUGGGAUGCGAUCAAGAGUAUGAAUUUGAUUUAGACGUGGGAGAGGCUGACGACGAGGACAUGGUGGAUGCAAGUGACUAG